UCAAUAGAGACUUUGCCUUCAGUUAAUUUUCUGUAAUGUAAAAACAGAAGUACAGAAAUCGAGUUCUUCAAAUCACCCUGAUUAUUCUUCAACCUAUAUUAUAAAGGAAGAUAUUUUUAUAUUCAGACAUUCAGAAUUGGGACAAAAAACUGAAAAAAAUGUAGGCUACUAGAUGCUAACUUCUUAUUAAAUAGCCUACCAAACCUGACAGGAGAUUCGGUAAAACUGCUGCUCACCUUUGGACCACUACAGUUAUUGUUUGUUAAGUGUCAUUAUGGAAUCAGUGCCACCACCAGUAGGGGUCAGAGGGUACAGGUACAAAAUUGAUUUAGCCCUUCUGCUGUGCCCGUGUUUUUACACUCUAGCCAACGUAAUUAGCAUUUCUAAUAUGUCUAUGCUACAUCAGUGCCAAUUUGAUGAAUUAUCGUCCAGUGUUGGCUCGCUCUGCCUGCUAGCGACACUCCGGCAAACCUGCACGCGUUGUAUAGAAAAAUGUCCCCUCCCCUCUUUCUGCAGUCCACACUUUUGAAAAAACGCAGCUUUUCGCACCCUGUGCCGGCUUUCUGCACAAUCCCAUUCGCCGAAAAAAGAAACAGAGUGUUCAUUUCCAUAUUACCUUUUCCAGCAUACUCCGCCCGUCUCCUCUCCUCCAUCCGCAUGGCGAGGCUGAUGCUGAUGCGAGUGUAUAGUUAGCAUCUUCUCAUUGACUCCCUCUGGCUCCACACGUCCAUGUGCGGCUCUGAUCAUUCUCCUAAUACGCUCCCCUUUCUCUUUUCCCUCCAGUGUUAUGAUAUAGUCUCCGCUUUUUUAUACAAAGCCUAUUUUUUCAACACUCUCAUUUUCUCCCUAAAAUUCCAUUGCUGGAAGCAAGGCAUUUUCUUUUAUUAAUUUUUCUAGUGUUUGGAAUUAUGUGAAUGGGUAGCAGCUGCUGUUACUAAACAUCUCGAAGAUCUUUCGUCAGUCACUUUUUUUAUUCGAAUUCGGUUGUAAGUCACGUCUCAUCGUGAACGCAAGACGCUCUUGUGUCUCGCCGCGAGACACAGUUUCUUAAAACAGCCUCGCCUCGAGUCUACAACUUGAUUGGAUUGUGCGUGUUUAUGUUAGUUGUUUUCAUUGUCUGAACUGUCAAAUCAAGAACAGCACCGCUGUAUACAGCUCGCGCGCAUCACCGCUGCUCCAUGGAGACUUGAGCCGCGCGCACCGAGCGCAUUCACUGUGAAUUUAACCGAACUACAGAAGAGCAAGUCAACAGCGAGUGUUGGAGUCCACCGGAAUCUACUCACCGUCUUUGUGCAAAGUUGCUUGUCAAAUUUCUCUCAGCCUAUACAGGAGCUACCCAACAAAAAUGAACCUCUGUUAACGUCUGUCUGUCAGAGCAGAGGUUUAUUGAUCGUCAUCUCUGCAACUGGUGGACACCGUUACUGCUACACUGCCACCAUGAUUCAUUUGCGCCUUCCGUCGACCCCUUUCUCCUUAACUCCUUGCCUUUCCUCUCUCCUCCUCCUGAUCUUCCUCUUGGGCCUUGCCCAUCUCUCUCAGGCCGGUGGCGACGCGUCCCACAGCAGCCCGGGGAACUGUUCAGGGGAGGACAGCUGCUCUGAGGGUGUUGUCCUGCCAGUAUGGAACCCCCAGAACCCCUCUGUAGGCGACAAGGUGGCACGUGCCAUCGUCUACUUUGUGGCCCUCAUCUACAUGUUCUUGGGCAUGUCCAUCAUCGCAGACCGGUUCAUGUCAUCCAUCGAGGUGAUUACAUCUCAAGAGAAGGAGAUAACGAUCAAGAAACCCAACGGAGAGACCACCACUGCGACCGUGCGUAUCUGGAAUGAGACAGUCUCCAACUUGACCCUCAUGGCCUUGGGAUCGUCGGCCCCUGAGAUCCUCUUAUCCGUGAUUGAGGUCUGCGGGCACAAGUUUGAGGCUGGACACCUGGGCCCAAGCACAAUUGUGGGUAGCGCUGCCUUCAACAUGUUCAUCAUCAUCGCCAUCUGUGUUUACGUGGUCCCAGAUGGUGAGGUACGCAAAAUCAAGCACUUGAGGGUCUUCUUUGUGACGGCAGCCUGGAGCAUUUUCGCCUACAUUUGGCUCUACUUGAUCCUCUCUGUCUUUUCUCCUGGUGUGGUGGAAGUUUGGGAGGCCGUGCUUACUUUCCUCUUCUUUCCGCUCUGUGUGGUUCAGGCCUGGAUCGCUGACCGUCGUUUGCUCUUUUACAAAUAUGUCCACAAGCGCUACCGUGCUGACAAGAACCGUGGCAUCAUCAUUGAGACGGAGGGUGACGGCAUGUUCACCAAGAUGGAUAUGGAGAUGGACGGCCAAGGUGCCAAUUCCCAUCACAAGGAGGCACUUGAUGGGAUGCUGGCCGGGGUGGAGGAAGGAGGUGGUGGAGGAGGUGGAGGGGAAGAAGAGGAGGCCAGGAGGGAGAUGGCUCGUACGCUGAAGGAACUCAAGCAAAGACACCCAGAGAAGGACAUGGAGCAGCUGAUUGAGAUGGCGAACUAUCAAGUGCUGGUGCAACAGCAGAAGAGUCGAGCUUUCUAUCGCAUCCAGGCCACUCGCAUGAUGAUCGGAGCAGGGAACAUCCUGAAGAAGCAUGCUGCAGACCAAGCCAGGAAGGUGGUGAGCUGCCAUGAGGCUAAUGCCCAAGAAGAAGACCCUCACACCAUCUACCUGGAGUUUGAGCCCUCUCAUUAUCAAUGCUUUGAGAACUGCGGCUCUUUAAAACUCUCUGUAACCCGACAUGGUGGAGACAGCGGCUGCACUGUCAAGGUUGACUAUCGCACAGAGGAUGGCACUGCUAACGCAGGAUCAGACUAUGAAUUCGCCGAGGGCACUCUGGUCUUUAAACCGGGUGAGACGGUGAAGGAGCUGACAGUUGGCGUGAUUGACGAUGACAUAUUCGAAGAAGAUGAGCAUUUCUACGUACAUCUCAGCAACCCUCGUGUUGUCCACCGUGCCGAGGUCUCCGUCCUCGACCCUAAUGCGGUGUCUCCAGGCAACAGCAUUAUAGGGUCCAGCCACGCUCCUCCCAAAGCUGCCCUGGGUAACGCGCACACUGCUACAGUGACCAUUUACGAUGACGACCACGCGGGGAUUUUCACAUUCGAGAACAAUUCCACACGAGUGAGCGAAAGCGUGGGCAUCAUGCAGGUGAAGGUCCACAGAACAUCUGGAGCGAGGGGGAAGGUGGCAGUACCGUACCACACUACCGAGGGAACCGCCAAAGCUGGAGAAGACUAUGAAGAGGUGGCUGGCAAACUGGAGUUCCUCAAUGAUGAGACCAUGAAAAUCCUGGAGGUGCAGAUCAUUGACGAUGAGGAGUACGAGAAGAACAAAACCUUCACCAUCCACCUGGGGGAGCCAGUGCUGCUGGAGAUCGGGCAGAAACACGGAGACUCCAAUGAUAACAAACCAGCGGUGGGGGCAGAGGAAGAGGAGGUGGCCAAGAUGGGGUGUCCGAGUCUGGGAGAGCACACCAAACUGGAAGUGGUGAUAGAGGAAUCGUACGAAUUUAAGAAUACUGUCGACAAGCUCAUAAAGAAGACUAACCUGGCGCUGGUGGUGGGCAGCUGCAGCUGGAGAGAACAGUUUGUCAGCGCUGUCACUGUCAGUGCAGGUGAUGAUGAUGAAGAGGAGAGUGGGGAAGAGCGCUUGCCCUCGUGCUUUGAUUACAUCAUGCACUUCCUGACAGUUUUCUGGAAGGUUCUGUUUGCCUUCGUUCCACCUACGGAGUACUGGAAUGGCUGGGCCUGCUUCAUCGUCUCCAUCAUGCUCAUCGGGGUCUUGACCGCUGUUACUGGAGAUUUGGCCUCUCACUUUGGUUGUACAGUGGGCCUGAGGGACACUGUCACAGCAGUGGUGUUUGUGGCCUUGGGCACAUCUGUGCCUGAUACCUUUGCCAGCAAGGUGGCAGCCAUCCAGGACCAAUACGCCGAUGCAUCCAUUGGAAAUGUGACAGGUAGUAAUGCAGUUAACGUCUUCCUGGGUAUCGGAGUGGCGUGGACCAUCGCUGCUGUGUACUGGCACAGUCAGGGCAAAAAAUUUGAGGUCCCGCCGGGGUCGCUGGCGUUUUCCGUCACCCUCUUCACCAUCCUGGCAGUGCUGAGUGUUCUGACACUACUGUAUCGCCGCCGGCCCUCUGUUUCCGGGGGCGAGCUGGGGGGCCCGCGAACCGCCAAGCUGCUCACCGUGUUCCUCUUCCUCAUGAUGUGGCUCAUCUACAUCCUGCUGGCCUCGCUAGAGGCUUAUUGCUACAUGCCUGGCUUCUGAGAAAGUUCCUAAAGAGAUGUACUCUUUGCUGUAAAACCUCCCAUCAUUCUUCCUCUCUGCUUUUGUGUACACGAGAAGUCUAAAAUGAGUGUUUACAUCUGUUCUUACUGAUUAUUAUUGUUGUUGAAAUUGAACUCGCAUCCUUUCGCUAACACUGACGUGGAUAUCUAGAUGAGUGUCAGUGAAGGAUGAUAGAGGCUCUGUGGUUUCAUGCACAGCUUCUCUUUAUAGAUGGAUCUCUCUUACAUGGUGUCUGCCACCCCUUGGAUAUUCAGACACAGCAACUCUCUCCAGAAUACUCUCCAGAGAGCCCCCUCAGCGUUUUUCUUGCUUCAGUGCUGUUUUUUCCAAGGAUGGUCCUUUACGCCUCACUUCGAUAUUCUCUCAGAAAUCCCUCUUCUAUUAUUCUCUCUUCCCUCUAAGUCGCUGUCAAUAGACUCAUUCCUUCUGCAGAGAUUUGGGUAUGCUUCACACCUCUACCUACCCUCAAGACAUGAACACUCUGUUUCAUCUGUCUUCUCUUGCCUGUAACUGAAGCUCCCCGCAGAUAUUCGUACCACACUAUAGCGCUGUUCAUUUUUCACAACUAUAAUUUCAGCUCAAGUGAUCCGGUGAGGGCUGAGCUUCUCAAACUGACUCCACCCCUAAUAUGACCUUUGCCCAUAACCCUGGCCAAAUUCUACUCAAAACAUCUUCAUCACCUCUGAACAUGCCCCAGUGCUACCUACACCAGAACUUCUUCAACGCUGACCUCACCCUCAAUAAUGAUACAACAACUUCCUCACUAUUAACCUCGCCUCAAUGUAAUCGCAGGCCCUGCCUAAUACUACUUAUACCCUUAUACUACUAUAGUGACCCCGCCCCAUCACUACAUACACCACACCUUCUUCACUUCUGAUUCCACCCAUUACACUACCUAUGCCACACCUUUUAAUCUCUGGCCCACCCCAAUAUUACCAUACCUUAUUUACACAUGACUCCAAUUCACAACAAACAACGCCCUCUUCACUUCUGACCCCACCCUCAACCCUACCUGUGCCACACCCCUUCCAUCUCUGACUCCACCCCUGUAUUAUCUACAGUAUACCACAUAUUUUCCCCUCUGAUCCCACUGUCACUACCUACACCACACCCAUUUCAAUUCUGACUCCGCCCACAACUCUACAUAUGCCACACCUUCUUAAUGUGUGGCCCUGCCCCAAUAUUAUCUAUACCAUGGCUUCUUUUGACAUGACAUACCACACCUUCUUCACAUCUACUAUUUGCUGGUAUUGUAAAUCUUUUAAAAAUGCGCUUGUGUUUUUUAUUAUUUAUUCAUUUAUUUUUACCAUGCUACUGAAAGUUAAUUAUGAAGUCAAUAGAAGGAUUGUAAGAAGGAAAGAAAGAUCUUUUUUUUCAAUCUUUUCUGGAUAUUUUUGUUGAAAGUUAACAAAACCUGAAGAGAUACACAAUUUGCAUGGAACAACAUUAGCGAUAGAAGUUGAAUGGAGACCAAAAGAAAUAGUUUCGGUGACAUAAGAACCAAGGUGUUGGUGUUUAUUCAUGUGAUAUUUAUUGAUAUUUAUUAUUAUGAACUAUGUAUUAUGUGGGGAAAUAUUGUAGGCUGUGUGUGUGUGUGUGUGUGUGUGAGAGAGAGAGAGAGAGACGGCAUGUAUUCAAAUGGGUGAGUGCAACAGAUUUGAAGAAACGUAUGAGUGUCAUGUGUGCCAAUCUGUCGAACAGUGUUCAAAGUCUUUGUAUCUGACUAUGAGUGUCUGAAAGUACGAACGUGUGCUAAACUCAAGCACAGUGAAUUUUGUGUCUGUCACUGCCACGCUCAGGAUUUUCAGGCUCUCAUCCUAUAAGCUUCUGGAUCCUCUUCCAACAUCCGUGAAUUUACAAAUGGCUGCAGCUUUCAUGUGGUACAUUCGUUGGUCCUAAAACAUGCAGUGACUGUCCUGUUGUACCAAGCCAUGUUCUACAGCUUCACUGUGUCAAGCUUUUAGCUUUAUUCACUACUGAAGGCAUUGCGUCAUUGAGUCAUGUGGUUGUGUUUGAACACAACAUGGGUGCCUUGAUACCAACAGUAAAAUGUCUCUAGGCCAUACAGUAGGUCUGUCACUGAGUUUACACUGACAAGAUGCUGAAAAUGAUGAGUUUCAUUCAUGCGCAAUGUGAAUAUUUAACCCAUGAAAUGUGAGUCCUCACUUUCACUGUGUAAAUCCUGAGCGUAUCUAAUUAUUCAAGCACUUACCUCUCCUGAUAGCAUCGGCGCCACCUAAUUUGCGUUUGUGUGCGUGGUUAAUGUAUAAUGGAUUGGAUUCCAGUUCAAUUUCAGUUUGCUCUCUUUAAUCAGUCCUCCAUCUGCUCCUUAACUAAUAAGACUUGGUUCAUUUCCAGUUAGCCAGGAUUUAAACUUGCUUAGUUAGCCCAGAUCUCUAUCCCAUACUCUUCUUUGCUGAGCGAUACAGUGAUUACGGGUUUCAGUUUGCAGAUAUUACAUAAUUGUUUACAAGGGGGUAAUGUGUCCCCAUUUUCCCAGCUAUCAGCCAUCUGCUUGGCCCAACUUGGGACACAUGCUAUAGGAAAUGAAAAGUUAAAGCUGUAGGAAAUUCUCACUAUUAGGGGCCCCAGCAGACCAGUGCUUCAAACUUUUUAAUGCACUAAAUAAAAGUCAUUUUAAGGAGCUUUCUGAAAAAUGGUAAGAGGGAACGCAUAGUCCCAUUACCUGAUUUAUAAUGACGCCAAUGGCCAAAUGCACCAUUUUAGAAGGGUGUUAUCUUUUAUGACGACACCGUUGGCUUAAAAGAGGCUAGCCUGCUACAGCCCUCUAUUUUCGUGAAUGAUAAACCAUACAAAUCUACAGUCAGCCAUCUAUGGAAAUGUUGCAAGUGCUCUGCUCACUUUCUUACACAAUGUGUGACGCGAAAGUGGGCGAAACAGAUGUAGAUACAGUCCGCAUUUAUACUGGCAUAUGUGUAUUUAUACAUUCCAAUGAUACUAGAUUAAAAAAGCACAGAGUGAUGUAUUUUUAGUGCUUCUUGUUGCUAGGCGACGUCUUAAAAGAGUCAUUGUCUUUCUGUCAUUAUGUUGUCUGGUGUCAGUGCUCUAGGGUGGGUGGAAAGGGGGAUCCGUGGAUUGUAAUUACUUUAUAAGGUCACUCUCAUCUCUCUCCUUUUAUCUGGCCACACAGGGUUAAUGAACUUAAAGGUUCCACCCUAAUUCAAGGACAAUCCUUAAUUAAUUAAGAGUUUUGCGUCAUAUUAAUAUAAGCUUUUGCUUUGCGGAGAGCAGAGCAGUGAUUGAUCUCCCUGAGGUAAACAUAUUUAAACAUAGCAGUCAUAGUUGCAUCAAACUAAUGGGGUUUUCUAAAAAUAAACAUUACCAACUACAGAGGAUUAUGGUAGUGAAUCUCCAUGCAAUGCUCAGUAGCCAGCCAAUAACCUUGAAGAAAAAUACCAUACGAGAACAUAUCGUGCUAGAAAAUCUGUUUAUGCGGACCACGUAGGACCAUCUCUUGUGGAAUAAGCCUAAAGCAUUGUGACUGAUUUAUGAUCAAAUAACAGUAGAUGUGCAUAGAAACACACUUAAAGUGAAAGUUCACUCUUUGUGUCGUUUCAAACCUGGAUGAUUUUCUUUCUUCAGUGGAAAACAAAAUACGUUUUGUUAAUACACGUAAUGUCAUUGGGGACCACAAUAUCAAUAAACCCCAUUAACUUUAAUUAUAUAGGGGACAAAAAGAAAGAAAGUAAAAACAGUGAUAGCAUAAUUUUCCUUAUUGGCUAAAAUGUGUUUCCACACUUAUUUACUGUUAUUUGAUCUUAAUUCAGUCCCCACUUCCCCAAAACACCCUCAGCAUAAACAAAAUGGCCUUGAAUAUCUGAUAUUCAUAGUCCGUCAUAGCAUGCUCGUUUCAUUCUUGUACGUCAGAGUGCUUGUGUCGUGCGAGAGUCCCAGGUGUCACAUGUGCUCUAUUGUGAUACUUCAAUCUUAAAGCAUGUCUUUUCUAUGUGUGUGCAUUUGUCUUCUAAUAUUGCAUUUCUCUUUAAUCACAAAAAUUGAAAUAUUUACAAAAGAAUUGAAAUUGUGUUUGGUUUUGUAUGUAUUGCUAUUUGAUAAAUUACUGUUUUAAAUGACUUUGUUUUUUUUAAGCCAAGUGUUCUUUACUUAGCUAUAUGACACUAUUGUUGUCUUGAGAUAUGUUCUGUACUAAGACAAAUUUAUAUUUUGAGUAAAAAAUUUAAGUGCUGCAUAAAGUACUUUAUCAUCACUUUCACAACAACAAUAACUACUACAACAACAUCAAAAUAAUUUAUGUUCUCAAUGUUGUAUCUAAAACUAUGUGUGAGGGAGAAAGGGUGUGAUUUUUAUGUGAAUUCAUUAAAGCUGUAAUGUGAAGGGAAACUACAGGAUUUUGCCGAAAGAUGGAGAAUGAGUCUCUGUUUGUAAUGCGUAAAACUUUGUUUCAUAUUUAAUUUAUUAAUGAGUACAUUAAAGUUGGAAUUGUAUAUUA
This is a messenger RNA of Onychostoma macrolepis, 8755 nucleotides long. RefSeq names its product solute carrier family 8 member 4a (gene slc8a4a). Gene Ontology annotation, biological process: calcium ion import across plasma membrane; cell communication; sodium ion transmembrane transport. Gene Ontology annotation, cellular component: sarcolemma; axon; postsynapse. The transcript has 9 exons. NCBI's taxonomy places the organism in Eukaryota, Metazoa, Chordata, Actinopteri, Cypriniformes, Cyprinidae. The coding region runs from base 1438 to 4263 and encodes 941 amino acids. The record is from RefSeq and is a predicted model, not a curated record. Gene Ontology annotation, molecular function: calcium:sodium antiporter activity.